Drosophila suzukii is the source of this 2167-nucleotide messenger RNA. The record is from RefSeq and is a predicted model, not a curated record. NCBI's taxonomy places the organism in Eukaryota, Metazoa, Arthropoda, Insecta, Diptera, Drosophilidae.
UAGCAUUGUAUUUGCUAAAUUAAAACUAUUAUUUUUGCCAUUGAAUAUAUUCUCGUCGCUAUCUCGGAGAUGCUGAACUGCUCUUCCACAACAUGCUGAUUCAUAUCAGCGCUGAUUCUCUUAGCAUCGCCCCAUUCAAAUCAGCGGACAAAUUCAUGUCACCGAUAACAAUUCAAUCACUUAAGAGUUCAGCACAUUUCGAAAUCGCUUUACAAUGCCCCAAGCCAAGUCCCUCUGGACACAUUGUGGUGUCAUCCUUAGUUCCUCGUCCUGCGAUUCUCUGGCUAACUCCUGCUGUUUUCUCAACAACUUGGCAAGCCAUUCAAUGGAUUCGCUUCUUCUUGGACCUUCUGCUUGCAGUUUUUGUGCAUCCGCAUUCUGGUGCUUCAACAGGCGGUCAUGGUAAAUCAAUACGGCAGUGGAUUGCCGGAACUUCUGGCUUAGUCAUAGCUGCUAUCGACCUCGCUUCUUCGGCGAUUUGAAUGGUACAAUGCCCGCAGUUGGUGGCUUUUAUGCCAGUUAAGGACAUUCUUUUGCCUGCACUUAAGACAAGCUGUAAUGAUAUGGAGAGGGCAACUAAGCAAUUGGAGGAUUUCGUUACGUCAAAACCUUCGUCCGAUACAAUAGCCACCUUUAAACAAACCCGAGAAUUUUAUGUUGACUGGCGAAAAUGGUUAAAUUUUCUAAAGGAAAAACACGGUUAUAAGGAAAUUGCCCAAUUACAAAGUUUACGACAUAUAAUGCCCACGAAAAUUGACUAUGACGAGGCUCUUUAUGGCAUACAUCGCCUUCAAUCAACUUACAGACUCGAUCCGGCUGAAAUGUCAGUUGGUUUGCUAAAAGGAAGACAAAAUAGAUGCAAGAAAUUCAAUGCUGUGGAUUGCCUCAUGAUAGGCUCAGUAUAUUAUUUGAACGAGGACUUCCAGGAUGCAGAGCGUUGGUUCCAGCUGGCUUUGGAAAAAUACCACAGGGAUCCAAACUCUAAACAAUUUGAUAUCUUUGGAUGGUCCGAAGAUUUUAUUUUAAAGCUGCUAAUGAAGGCAGCUCAGAGCUCUGGCCGAUUUAAGGCCGCUUUGGAAUAUGCCGAACAAGCGUUGGCUAUCGACCGUAGCCACAGUUUUUGGCAACAACAAAUUCCUAGGCUGAAAAACUUGAGUUUGACACCCGAACCUCCGAAACCGGAACAAAUCAUUAAAUAUCUAUUUAAGCCGGCUUGUCGCAUGGAAUAUCCAGCUAAGAAAUAUUUGCGUUGCCAUCUUCUAUUUUCGUCGCCGUUUCUUCAGUUGGCACCUAUAAAAGUAGAGGAGCUAAACCUCGAUCCACCUAUAAAUAUUUAUCACAAUCUCAUCCAUAACGAGGAAAUUGUUUUGAUUAAGGCUCUGUCAAACCCGCACCUGAGGCGCACUACAACUUACACCUCCUCUGGUGAACUGAUUGAAGAUUUUUCUAACAUUCGCACUUCCAAAUCUAUGCGUUUAAAAGAUAAUGCUCAUAAGUUAGUGAAAAAUUUAAGUCAACGUGUAAUGGACGCCACAGGCUUAAGUGUGGUGGAGUCUGAGGAUCUGCAGAUUAGUAACUAUGGCAUUGGUGGACAUUUUUCUGAGCACCAGGACGCUGUACCAUCAACUUAUAGUAAGGAAUUUUGUGUCUCCGGCAACCGCAUUAUUACAGCAUUGUUUUAUCUAAGCGAUGUAGAGCUGGGUGGUGAAACUGUAUUUCCCUUCUUGGACCUAAGAGUCCCUACACAAAAAGGAUCCUUGUUGGUGUGGUACAAUCUUUUAUUAAAUGGAACCAGCGAUUGGAGAGUUGACCAUAUAUCUUGUCCCAUUUUGAUGGGGGAUAAGUGGAUUGCCACCAAAUGGUUUCGGGAACAUCCCCAAAUGUUUAUUCGGCCUUGUCCAUUAAAGAUAAAGCCAUUGCCUGAAUAUAGUAGUAAUACUUUAAAAAAGUUUUUAAAGAAACAAUUUUAAAAAAAGAUUUUGUAUAGUCUUUAAGGAAGUAAUAUAUUUCAGUAAAUGCAAAAUGUACCAUGAAGGACAUAACCCAUCAAACUCCUACAUUUCGUAUUAAGAGCAUAACAAAUGCAUUUAGCAGGGCAACUUUGUUGACAAUAGGGUAUAGUGGAUUUAUUUAGGGCAAGUAGAAGGCGCCUUUAAUUUAUUAUUUU